Molecule: messenger RNA, 1121 nt
Organism: Chenopodium quinoa (quinoa)
Lineage: Eukaryota; Viridiplantae; Streptophyta; Magnoliopsida; Caryophyllales; Amaranthaceae
Exons: 2
Coding region: 730-1110 (126 amino acids)
Source: RefSeq, a predicted model, not a curated record
GGGUUCUAUUUGUAAUCAUCCUAUAUCAAUCUCAAAAUCUAGGGUUUAUCGUUAAUUUAAUUCUCGGUAUACUCAAUUUAGGGCUCUUCUAAACUCAAUUUUUGUAUUAUUGCUUACAAUAUUUACUAAACGAGAAGAAAAUUAUGAGCUUAAUUUGAUAUUUGAAUAUAAUUUGCCCCUAAUGUUAAAAUGUAACUAUAAAAUUGGACCUUUUUCUCCCUAAAUUUAUGAGCAUUAUCUGAUAAUUGAAUUAAAUUUGGUUGCUAAUGUGUUGUAGAACCCAUUGAUGAAAUUGGGACUUUUCUCUGUGGGCGCAGGGCGACUGCCACUCCUACCCUGGCUCAGGGACGGGCCUGUAAUGAUUAUGAAUAAAUAUGUACUCCGUAUUUGGUUGGUUAUAAUAGUGCUACAUACCUUUUUACUUUUUUUUUUUUUUUUUAAAUGUGGAUUUAGUAGGGAAAAUUCCCCCAAGGAAUUUCACUUUAGUACAAGUAUAUAAUAUAAAAUAUACCAUUUAUUAUCAGAAAAUUUUCAAACGAGCUUAAAUGUAAUGGGUACGAAGUUUUUAUAUGGUAGAAGCACGCAUAUUUCCCUCUCAUUGAUAACCAUUCUAAAUUAAAAUGUUGGUGUGAAAAGUGUAACAAAAUUCCCUUAACCGCUUUUUCUUACUGUCACCAGCGCACUUUUAGAACAACCACUUCGUAGUAUGGACUGUGUCCAUCCGUGACCAUGGAAUAUUAUAAUCAUCAAUCGAUUACAGGGAAGUUCUUUCACCUUACCACACCUCUAAGGUGUUCAUUUAUGCCCUUAGCCAUCUCAAGCACAGUCAGCAGACUACAACCCGUAGGAGCAGUUGCUGCUGCGGUAUAUAAGUCCUCUGAUCUGCAUUCUGAACCGGAUAAUUAUCCAAGUUCACAUGGCAAUGAGGUUUGGGGUGAAGUUGGAGGAAUUGCUGGCCCUAAUUCUGAACGCGCAGAUACUUAUAGCGCAGAAGCUCUCCGGAGGCAGAGAAUAGGCUUAGCAAACAAAGAAAAGUUCCCUGGAACAAAGGCAGGAAGCAUAGCCCUGAGACUUGUGCGCGGAUUAAGGAAAGAACCCUUGAAGCCUUAAGAGACCCCAAG